AUGGAACGUAGCUUCCCUGACCAUGACUAUACAAAUCGCGGUUUGUGGAACACGUAUAUGCCCCACGCCCUAGAUCUCAUUAAGAGAGUCGAUCUCCAGCGCUCCAAGCAAGGUCCGAACCCGGUCUACAAAGCCUCAAGGUGCCUUUUGGCUGACGGUCGGGCUAGAGAAGCAUCCUUUUGGCUAAGUGAAUUGAACGAUUUGCUAGAAGGAUCUCUAGCUAAAGAGGACCCCCGCCGACUAUCAUUACAGCAUUUCCUCGCCGUUGCAUAUCGAGGCAGUGGGCAGGUCGGCAAGGCAAUCAAGCUGCUUAAGCAUGCCGUUACCCCACAAGAGAAGUCUCUAGCUGAGGAGCACCUUCAGCGACUAAUGGCGCUACAAGCCCUUGCCGUCGCAUAUCGAAAAUGA
Penicillium mononematosum is the source of this 408-nucleotide messenger RNA. Its product is annotated as purine and uridine phosphorylase. The record is from RefSeq and is a predicted model, not a curated record. The coding region runs from base 1 to 408 and encodes 135 amino acids. Gene Ontology annotation, molecular function: protein binding. The transcript has a single exon. Lineage: Eukaryota; Fungi; Ascomycota; Eurotiomycetes; Eurotiales; Aspergillaceae.